Molecule: messenger RNA, 1152 nt
Organism: Aspergillus thermomutatus
Lineage: Eukaryota; Fungi; Ascomycota; Eurotiomycetes; Eurotiales; Aspergillaceae
Product: short chain dehydrogenase/reductase family protein
Exons: 5
Coding region: 1-1152 (383 amino acids)
Source: RefSeq, a predicted model, not a curated record
AUGACGGACAAUCAACCCUCCCCCGAUUACUCCCGCCCACAGUUUCCUGCCCAUAGCGAACCGCGAGUAUGGGUUCUCACUGCAGGAGACUCACCCAUUGGGAUAUCGGUUACCCGCCAGAUUCUUAUGCACGGUGACUAUGCGUUAGUUGGACUGGCACAUACAUACUUGGACCGGGACGAAUGCCGUCGCGAGGAGUUUGGGGCCUUCCUGGCUGAAGUUGAGAGUCACCACGAUGAAGGAUGGGCGCAGCGCUUCAAGACAGUUCCUUUGGAUAUCAGAAUGAUAGGGCAAUGUCAAGCCAUGGUCGCCGAGGCAGUCGCAUCAUUCGGCAAGGUAGACAUUCUACUCUGCUGUACUAGCCAAAAAGCCCUGAUCGGGACGGUAGAGGAGCUUGCAGCUUCUCAGCAAACUUUGAACUUGGUCAGGGACCAGUUUGAAACCAAUUACUUCGGCCCUCUGAACAUUAUCAAAGCAACGCUGCCUCACAUGAGGAGGCAGAAAUCCGGCCAUAUCAUGAUUCUUUCUGGCAUUACUGCCCACAUUGGUACACCCGGCCUUGGGAUGUACUCCGCCGCUGGCUGGGCCCUGGAGGGAUUUUGCGACAGCCUCGCGUACGAAAUCGCUCCGUUUAACGUGAAGCUCACAAUCUUCCAAUGCAGCAUCGAAAUUGGUAUCCUGACAAACUUGAUCACCAGUGUGCCUCCGAUAGUUCCAGCGUACUCUCCUGCUAUCAAUCAUGCCCCUUUGUUCCGUGGUAUAUUGAACAGACUGAUUCCUCGUCUGCCCAACCAACAGACCCAGGACACGGAGAAUGGUUACCAAAAUUCAAAUCAAGCCAGCUCUGCUGCAGAAGGGCCCUUUUCCGCCCCCAAAGUUUUCUCCAUGUAUCCACCACUAAGUUCCGCACAUAUGGAAGUCUUGGUUGAAGAGACUGUGUACGCUAUCACAGCCAUCGGUGGUCAUGAGAACCCACCUUCACGUCACAUAGUGGGACAAGAAGGUGUCGCGAGCGUCAAAGAAAAGCUCAAAACCGUUAGCGAAGAAAUGGAGGAUUUCAUCCAAGCAAGCUUCGCUGUUGAUUACGCUGCUGACGGUGGCCCAGGUCCGUCCAAGGAAGAUAAUAUGGCCUUGGGGGGCAAACCACAAUGA